AUUGGGAAUGUUAGAUAUAAACAGAAUAUUCUGAGAAAUCCCAAGUCCAAAAUAAUAGUGAAAGGAAUAUCUCUGUAUAAGAUUCGUCUCCGUUUCUGGCAAGGGGGACAUUUCCAUGUGUCACGACACCAGUGGACAUCAGAGCCAGGGAUAAAUAUACCGUCAGGAUGUGUUUGACACUCUAUCGGUUACUUGGAAAAGUGUUGUGGAUUUUGCCAAUUUUCACAUUUUCUUGGAUUUUUUCAACAGUUCUCCUAACGUAUGGGAUGGCUGUUGCCCAGAAUCAUACAUAUGCGGUAUUCCCAUAUAUCAGUAAGACGGGAACACAAGUACCGGAGAGGGGGAUUUUUACACUGUUCAUAUCAAUUGGUGCCUUAUCCAUGGCUAUGAAUGCAGAAAUGCGGUUUAAGUAUGUGGAACUGAUGUACGAAAGGAUGUCUUUGACACCUCGUGAAAAGACUCGACUAUCCACGAUGAAUAAGUCAGCGUUGUAUCUCAGUCUAGCUGCUGCCUUCGGCCUCCUGAUAGUGGCGAGCUUCCAGGUGGAUGCCAUGCCGAUUCCUCAUUACUCGGGAGCGUUUCUCACCUUUCUGCUCGGUGGAAUAUGUUGCUGGCUGCACGCAAUCAUUACUUGGAAAAUGUACAAAGAAGAAAGGGACAAGGCAUUUUUUCUGACAUUCAUAUUUCAAAUAAUAGUCAGUCUUUUCGUCUCGGUUUUCUUCGUAAUGUUCAGUGUUUCCCUCGGCCAUUAUCGACAACAGAGAGACGCCGGACACGGAACAAAAGAGUUUGACCAACCGGAGGGUGCUCUUCGUCCCAUCUUUUUAACGGCCGCAUUUUCAGAAUGGUUUCUAGCUCUGACAGUGGUGGCAUAUAUUCUAACUUUUGUUCCCGGCUUCAGAACAAUCGAUUACGAUGGUGGGGUCGUCAAAUGGAAAGCACCUGUUAGUAGCAGCGUGAGUACGUGCACAAAGAUGAUGCGGUGCUGUUCAUAAAGUUUCGGUAAUGAAAGGCUGACGUCACUUGGUGUAGACUUGGUGUGUGUGAAACAGAAACGAGGGUUGUCUCUGAGAGUUUGUGUGAACAGAACUUUUUGUUGCCAUGUGAUCUUUUGGAAAAAAAAAUUAACUCUUGAUUAAUGAUAUAUAGAUAUCAAUGUAAAAAUGUAUUAUAGAAAAUAAUUUUUGCAGACAUGUCUAGCCCGUUAUUAAGUCCUUUUAUCGUUACUCCUUGUUCCAACAUGAAAUUUCGUUACUCGCAUAGGGAGGUUAUAUCAACCUAUACACAUUUAUAUUAGUAAUAUGUCACAUUGCAUGUUUUGUCCUUGACUUAAUGGUAUAUUCAUGACCCAUUAUUUGAACACUGAUAAUUACUUUUCA
Messenger RNA from Ylistrum balloti, 1379 nucleotides. Its product is annotated as DNA damage-regulated autophagy modulator protein 1-like. The transcript is spliced from 10 exons. NCBI's taxonomy places the organism in Eukaryota, Metazoa, Mollusca, Bivalvia, Pectinida, Pectinidae. The record is from RefSeq and is a predicted model, not a curated record. The coding region runs from base 168 to 995 and encodes 275 amino acids.